Blepharisma stoltei is the source of this 566-nucleotide messenger RNA. The record is from the annotation of a GenBank genome assembly. NCBI's taxonomy places the organism in Eukaryota, Ciliophora, Heterotrichea, Heterotrichida, Blepharismidae.
AUGGCUUCCUCAGUCAUAUAUUCCCUGCAAGAGUCUUUCAAUAUUCUAAAGGAGAAAUACACAAAGGAGACUAAGAAAAGAACGAAGCUGGUUGAUCUUUUUAUUUCUUUCAACUUAAUUUUGGCAACAAUUCAGUAUGUUUAUAUCCUUUUUUGUGAGGAUUUAUAUUAUAAUAAAUUAAUUUUAUAAUAUAUUUUGCAAAGCAUAGCCUAAUUUGCCAUUAAAAAUAGGAUUUUAUUUAUUAUUGAUACAUUACAGCUUAAAAUUAUAUAGUAUAAAUGCUUUUGAAUUAAAUAGAAAAUGCUAAAUUUUCUAUAGGAAUAAAAUAUGUUAUUUAUAUAGAAGAUCUGAGAGCCAAUAAAAAAAAUAUGAAAAUUGCUGGAAGCUUUCCAUUCAAUGCAUUUCUAUCAGCAUUUUUUUGUAGCAUUGGAACAGCAGUAUUAACAGUGUGCCUGAGGAUGCAAGUAGAGAAUAAAAGUUCAGGGAAAACUGAAGAAAGAGCUUAUGUGGAGUAUAUGUUCUGUUGCCUUAUAUUAUAUUUGGUCUCAUUUAAUUAUUUAGGCUAA